AAUGCGCCUUGGAUCCGCUCGGAGCACUCCCGCGCCCCGUGGGCGAACGCCGAGAAGUCCGAGUGGUCGACCCCAGCAUGGUCCCCUGCUUCCAAGGAUUGGCCUCCUCUCCCGUCCAAGGCCGAGCCCGCUCAGCUCCUGCAGCAGUACCUCAAGAUGGCUGGUCUCUCCUCGGACUCUACGGCGCUGGAGCUCGCUCACCAGUUCGAAGAGGCAGCGGAGCGGGUCAAGCCGAAGCCCAAGGCGAAGUGCCCGUACGUUGUCCUGCGUGAAGCUACCUCGCUCUGUGCUCAGAAGCAGGCCAAGCUCGCCAAGGCGUCCAAGCAGCUCAUCUCGGCGGAGGCCUGGCUGGAGGAGUGUAAGGGGCGCCAGCUCGUGGCAGCGGAAGAGCUCUUCGAGGCGGACCAGGCCCGCUUGGUGGCCCAGAAGGCCACGCAGGGUGGAGGUGGCGCAGGCGUCAGAGCUGAAGCUUCGGCCACUCCUGAGGUUGGCGAGGCUACCCCGAUCUUCGGAGUUGACCCCCAGCUCUUCCAGGACCUGGACGACUACGAGGAGGAGGACAAGCAAAAGUUGCUGCAGUUCCAGAAGGAGCCCGAUGACAUCGCCACCCAGGCCAAGGCCCGCGAGCAACAGUUCAAGGAGCUGCUUGCCUCGGCCAAGCAGGCGCUGCGGGCCCCCCGCAAGCGGCGCCGCGCCGAGGGCGGCCAGGCCAGGGCGGACGAGGCAGAGGGCGCGGCCUCGGAGGCAGCUCCUGCCUCGCCCAGCGGGCCGCUGGCCGUGGCGAGGUCGCCACUGAAGGUGCUGCUCCUGGUCGUGGCGCUCCUGCUGAGCCUGAUGCCGCCCACGAGCGCGGGUAGCACGGGCGCCCCAGUCGCAUAUGCUACGGUAUUCUAUUCUAAUAUCACAGAGUGGGGCCCUCAAGCCCGACGGUUCCCCACGGAGAAGUUUUACGAUCAUUCAGUUGUGGCCCUGGUGGAGACCCAUCAAGGGGCUAACGCCCUGCCGCAGCUGGAGACCGACCUCGACAAGGACGGAUGGCAGUUGAGCUCUACUCCCGCGCGUCUCUCUGGGCGCUCGGAGUCGGGCCUCAGUGGGGGUGAAUGGAUCCUCACACGCAAGUUUGUUGCCAGCUCUUCUUUUCAGCGCAUGCGCGCGGCCGCCCGUGCUGAAGGCCGCCAGGGCCCCUGCAAAGGGUUCGUUCCGCUCACCCUGCACUUGAAGACGGGGAAUGUGGUGGUGAUCGCCGCCUACCUGCAGCCUGGCCUGGAAUUCCGCGGCAUCAAUAAUGGCAUCAUGGUCGCACUGGCGUCCUCUCCUCGGGCUCUUGCAGACCCGUGGCUAGUUGUUGCGGAUUGGAAUUGUGAGCCGCCCGGUCUCGUGGUCAGCGGCUGGGUUCAGCAGUUGCAGGCGCGGGUGGAGGUCCCGUUGAAUUGUAAGGUGACUUGUGAUAAGGGCCCUGGCAGCCUGUAUGACUAUGUGCUUGCCAGCCGCACGUGCCCUGUUUUGCCGUUGCAUGCUGUGCAGAGUGCCCCCUGGAAGACGCAUUGCGGAAUUUUGAUCACCAUCAAGGGCGCGCGCGUGGAGCGCUGGGUGUCGAAGUUAGUCGCGCCCAAGGCUCUGCCUACUGCCAUGCGGCCGCGGGCCCAGCCCCAACCUGACAGCAAGAGGCAGCGUCGACGAGCUGCUGCACUCCAGAGGCGCAGCGAGGCUCUCCCUGAGGACUUGCAUGAAGGCUUUGUUGCUAGCCAGGCGGCGCUCGCGACCUCGGAGCAUCAGGAAG
Messenger RNA from Prorocentrum cordatum, 1780 nucleotides. Lineage: Eukaryota; Dinophyceae; Prorocentrales; Prorocentraceae. The record is from the annotation of a GenBank genome assembly.